AAGAAGGGAGACAGGAAGAGGUCGAUUGAUUCGGCUGCUCACAUGUACACAAAUCUGGAAUGGAUUCUUCAGGUUCUGAGUUAAAGGGUAGAAAACAAGACGUCGAUAUGACAUCUAGCGAUGAUCCACCCGCAGAAGAGGGCGAGUUUUAUCCCGGCUUUAAGGAUGUCGAUGCAUUCAUGAAGUACGGACUGGGCACAGUUGUAGCUGCUACCAAAGCAGCUGCCAGUCUCCCUCAAGUCGGUGAUGAAUUCGACUUGUACCGUAGCUUUCCGGGGUUCCAGGAGUUCUGUGCGACUCAGGGAGAUGGGUUGUUGCACUGCAUGAGUCAGAUUAUGCAGCAUCACGGCUGCAGAGCGCACAUGAGAGACCGCAACAAACUGACCGGGUUGGAGGACAGAUUUGACUUGGUGGUGGAUUCCAACGACGUCAUCUUGGAGAAAGUGGGUAUUCUGUUGGACGAAGCUGCAGGAGUCAACAGGACUCAGCAACCUGUCAUGCCCGCUGGCUAUCAGCCCCCUAAGAUUGUGGUGUCCAGCUGGAACAGGAAGGGAGGAAACUCCAGGGCUAGCGGUGGUUCAGAGACAUUCCGACUCCUCCAGGCAAAAAACAUUGCCAGGCCUCAGCUGAAAUUCCGGGACAAAGUUGACAACAGCAACACCCCGCAUGUGCCCAAGAUCUUCAUCAAGCCCAACGCAAUCAAACCUCUCCCUACGUAUUUCACCAACCAUCGCAUGCGUGCACAGAGACCAGAGGAUCUAGACGUGCCAGCUGCCCUGGCCGACCUCAUCCACCAGCAGCGCACUCAGGAGAACGUAGAGGACAUGUUUGCUCACCCAUACCAGUAUGAGCUGGAGAAUCUCACUCAGCCAGAAGCACUGCUGUCUAAAUCCGAACCUCAGAUGUACAAACCUCUAGCAGAGACGAAGUGCUCGUUCAUAUACUCCCUGGAAGAUCUGGCGACCUUGAAUGAGAAACUCUGUCAGGAAUCUGAGUUUGCUGUUGAUCUGGAGCACCACUCCUAUCGAAGCUUCCUGGGCAUCACCUGCCUGAUGCAGAUCUCCACCAGAGAAGAAGACUUCAUCAUAGACACAUUGGAGCUGCGCAGUGAUCUGUACAUUUUGAACGAGGCCUUCACAGACCCAACAAUCGUCAAGGUGUUCCACGGUGCUGACUCAGACAUAGAGUGGCUGCAGAAGGACUUUGGGCUGUACGUGGUCAACAUGUUUGACACUCACCAGGCUUCCCGCGCCCUCAACCUCGGCCGGAACUCCCUGGACCACCUGCUGAAGCACUUCUGCAACGUGGACUCUGACAAACGCUACCAGCUGGUCGACUGGAGGAUACGACCCCUGCCUGAGGAGAUGUUCCAGUACGCGCGGGCAGACACCCACUACCUGCUGUAUGUGUUUGACCGGAUGAGGGUGGACCUGUGUGAGCUGGGCCAUGGACAACCAGCCCUGCUGAGGACUGUCUGGAACAAAAGCAGAGACAUCUGUCUCAAGCGAUACCUCAAGCCCAUCUUCACAGACGACUCCUACAUGGACCUGCUGAAGAAACAGAAGAAGACAUUCAACACACAGCAGCUCACUGCCUUCAGACUGCUGUACGGCUGGAGGGACAAGCUGUCCAGACAAGAGGACGAGAGUACUGGUUAUGUGCUGCCCAAUCACAUGAUGACCAAGAUAUCUGAGGAACUCCCAAAAGAGCCUCAAGGCAUCAUUGCUUGCUGUAACCCUGUCCCCCCGAUGGUCAGGCAGCAGGUCAAUGAGCUUCACCUGCUAAUGCAGCAGGCCAGGGAAAUGCCCCUGCUCAAGGCGGAAAUCAUCGCAGAGAAAAAGAAAGGACUCACGCCCCCAAAAAAGGCAGAGGUUACCAUGUUUGGUCCUCAUGAUAACUCAAGAGUCUCAGAGAGUGAUUUCCCCAUCUUCUCUCCAAAUGAAUUGCCAACUAAAAAGGGAACACUCUUCUCUGAAGAGGAACCAGUGGUGAAGAUGGAUUCGCCAAAUAUAAGUGGUCUCGUUGCCUCAGCUAAAAUCACAGUUUUUGAGGAUGCUGACACAGUGAAAGAGCCUGGACAACUAACCGUAGCCGAACAGAAAGCCUCCAGGAUUGUUGAAUCUUUCCAAAACCCCUUCCGAAUGUACCUACCUUCAAAGGACAUCCACAUCAACAAAAACGCCAAGUUUGAUCCAUCGACAAAAAUAUACGAGAUCAGUAACAGAUGGAAGCUACAGAGUAUUGAACAGCAGCAGAAAGAGGUGGAGGACAGACGGAAAGUCAAGGAAGAGGCCAGAAAGGUGUCAGAGGAAAGGAAAAAGGCCAAACAAAGCUACCAAGAGUCUCUACAGGAUGUUCCGACUGUGCGACAGCAAGCUGCAGAAUGUUCAAAACCUGGAGGAAAGAAGAGAGAGAGGAUUGUCAGCGAAGGGGGGGAAGGGACACCGAAACCCAGUAAAAAACAAAUGAAAUCUGCAGAGAAGACAAAAGUGGUUGACUCCUCUCCAACGCCUGAUUUUCAGCCUUUUGACUACAGUCAGUCUGACUUCAAAGUUUUUGCUGGAGAUAAAUCAAAGGAUGGUUCACAAUUUGAUCCGAACAGACAAGGCCACAAUCCCAAGAAAAAGAACAAUGCCAAAGGGAAAAAGAACAACACAUCUGCUGGAAACCGAAGUAUGUCCUAUAUGGCUGGAAAAUCUGACAGAGGAUCUCGUCAAAACUGGCCCAAAAGAUAGGAGUACUGAUUUGUUUAUUUCGCCCAUUGAAUGAAAGUUGAAAAUGUUUUGUUUUGCUUUUGUGGAUCUGGUGCAUACCGUUUUUCUGUAACGGGAAGAAUUGACGUAACCUGCUUAUUAAAAUUAUUUUUA
Hypomesus transpacificus is the source of this 2867-nucleotide messenger RNA. It is a transcript of the gene exosc10, whose product is annotated as exosome component 10. Gene Ontology annotation, cellular component: nucleolus; nuclear exosome (RNase complex). The record is from RefSeq and is a predicted model, not a curated record. Gene Ontology annotation, molecular function: 3'-5'-RNA exonuclease activity; nucleotide binding; nucleic acid binding. Lineage: Eukaryota; Metazoa; Chordata; Actinopteri; Osmeriformes; Osmeridae. Gene Ontology annotation, biological process: exonucleolytic trimming to generate mature 3'-end of 5.8S rRNA from tricistronic rRNA transcript (SSU-rRNA, 5.8S rRNA, LSU-rRNA); histone mRNA catabolic process; TRAMP-dependent tRNA surveillance pathway. The transcript is spliced from 25 exons. Bases 60 to 2735 code for a protein of 891 amino acids.